Messenger RNA from Penicillium brevicompactum, 807 nucleotides. RefSeq lists its product as uncharacterized. The transcript has 3 exons. Lineage: Eukaryota; Fungi; Ascomycota; Eurotiomycetes; Eurotiales; Aspergillaceae. The coding region runs from base 1 to 807 and encodes 268 amino acids. The record is from RefSeq and is a predicted model, not a curated record. Gene Ontology annotation, molecular function: oxidoreductase activity.
AUGACAAAGAAUAUUGAGACAACCAUCAACUUCGUUCCUGCAAACCUCCCCGUGAAGGUAAUGAGCGGGACUGCAGAUUUCUAUGGCUAUGCAAGCAACAAACAACCCUUGACUGUUCAUGAUGCCCGUGGAAAAAUGGAUGACUUCAGUUUGUCCCAAAACGGAUUCCAAUACGUUAGCCAUCCCAGUGCGUAUAUCCCGAUAUCAGACCCGACAAAGAUUAAAUCGCAUUUGUACGCGGAAGUCGCCAAUCUGUUGAAGAGCACCCUUUCUCCUCAACCAAGUUAUGUAAAGGUAGCAUCUAACACGAUCCGCUCCUCCCUCACCGACCUGAACAGCGAAUAUACGGGCACGCCUGGACCUGCAAGAACAGCACAUCUAGAUCAUACUCCUUCGGGAGCGAAGAAGUAUCUCUACGAGAAGCUGCCGCAAGAUGAUGCCUCCCGGCUUUCUCAGACACGAUGGGCAAUCAUAAACGUGUGGCGCCCACUUAAGACUAUUCAUCGAGAUCCUCUCGGUGUUUGCGAUGGGAGUACACUUGAGCCAGGGGAUUUGUUGCCAAUUCAGAUGGAUUAUUCUAACAGCGUGCGAGCCAAAGCCCUUGGUGGGGAGAAAGGAUUAAAGACGACGGUGGGAUGGGAGAUUACGAUGGCGAAGUACAGUCCUGGUCAGAGGUGGGGGCUGGAUGAAGGGCGUGUGGCAGUGCAUGCGUCUUUUGAGGACCGCGACGCGAAAGAAGACGAGGCCAGGGAGAGCACCGAAUUCAGGUGUUUGGUCUUUUGGGAAGAUCAGCCGUUGGUCGUUUAA